This is a messenger RNA of Ordospora pajunii, 327 nucleotides long. RefSeq names its product transcription initiation factor TFIID. Bases 1 to 327 code for a protein of 108 amino acids. Gene Ontology annotation, cellular component: SAGA complex; transcription factor TFIID complex; nucleus. The record is from RefSeq and is a predicted model, not a curated record. Gene Ontology annotation, molecular function: RNA polymerase II general transcription initiation factor activity; promoter-specific chromatin binding. Lineage: Eukaryota; Fungi; Microsporidia; Ordosporidae. Gene Ontology annotation, biological process: transcription initiation at RNA polymerase II promoter. The transcript has a single exon.
AUGAAAGAAGACGAAUUCAACGAGCUCAAGCAUAACCUUGAAAGCUAUAUUCCGCUACUUCCUGAGUCUGUCAUAGACCAUUACAUGGAGAAAGCAGGAGUAGCCACAUCUGAUCCAAACAUGAAGAAGCUUGUCUCACUCUUGGCACACAAGUUUAUCACCGAUGUUGCAAUUUCGUCCAGGCAGUAUCACAAAAUCAACCAGAAGGCCGCACAGAAGGACAAACGAUUCGCAAACGAAAAAAAAACCACGUUCCAGCUGGCAGACCUUGAAAGUGCCCUAGAGGAAGUCGGAAUAAACAUCUCCAGGCCACAUUAUUACAUGUAG